GCCGCAGAUCAGCAGCAGCGGCGGCAGCCGGCAGAUCUGCGUGGGCUGAGAUUCUCCUGCUGUGGGUUGUGGGACUUGGAUGGUCCUCUUCCCCCACUUCCCUUGGUUUCUGCACGCUUCCAACUUGGAUGGCACCCUUGUACCAAGCCUCUGUACAUGUAGCCGCCUAGCCGGCCGUGGUGGCCGCAUGUGCUUGCCCCGCGGUGGUCCUCUCCUACAGCCGGCCACUCAGGCAGCUAGCCGUCCUAAUCGACAGUACAGCCGUCCCAUUCAUUCUGAAUGCCCCGAAUCAGUACCAGUGUGCUAAACUGCUAAUCAACGAGUAUUGCUCUGUAACUCAGAAUCAGUGCCCAGAAUCAGCAGGUCAAAUCAUCGCCGUCGCCGUCCGGUGUGUCACGGUUUGGCCGUGGGAGCACCACAGCGCGACGUUUUAUUUUAAAAGCGACAAGGAAAGAGCAUCUGAAUCCACCCACCGGAUGAAGAUGUGCCGCGUCGUGUGUAGUAUAACGUUAACGUGGCAAUCACGUGCAGCAAGCACAAGAUUUUUUUACUCCUGUUCCUCGGUCUGGGCACUGUUUCACUGGAAUGCGGUGAGGGAGAAGUGUGCUCUCAACGAGGGGUGGUAGGUGGCUGAAAUCUGAAUAGGUCAUGGUCGUAGUCAGAGAGAGCGAAAUAUCUUUGUAGGGACGAUGGAUUGGAAUUGCUUUCUUUUGAAAGCACGUUUCACGAUCACAUCGUCAUGCCGUGUGCUUCUUCUCUUGUUAAGCUUGAUGAUAGUUUGCCCCAAAACACGCAUUUCAGUUCUACGGUUACACAUUGUUCUCGAGGGCAACAUCGCACCACCUAACUCUUAGCUGUUCUAAUAAUCAGUCACCAUUUCUCCAUCUUCUUCUGCCGUCCUGUGUUUCACUGUAGUACGGCAGUCGAUUUGUUUGGGUGAUUACUAUUCAGAAGCAUGGGCACAGAUCUGAAGCAGCACAUGUGAACCUCCUCCGGUGCACGCACUCAAAACGGAAUCUGAAUGUGUCACACAUGCCAUUGGGCUCGCACAUGCACAACUUGCCAUUUCAUCUCGGAAUAUUUUAUCUCGUGUAGCCAAGGAAGCGAAAGUGGCUCGUUGCAUCGUGCACUGGCAGAACUUUAGCAGUAGAUUGUCCCAAGGUCAAAUCAACACAUUUUGUAGAAAAUGUCACAAUAUAACCUACAUCAGGCACAUGAGUUGGAUCACAUAUUGUUAAAAAAUAGCUCCCCUGUCUCCACCGCGCUACAGUCUCUGCCUUCCGGCUCCUUAUGUAGGGUCUCUGCCGGCUAGACCACAUCCCGAGCUCGUGGUGGCCGGAUCCAGUAUCAGCGCCCGCGCCCGAGCUCGUGGUUGCCGGAUCCAGUGCCGGCUUUCGUCCGCAAGCUCGCCGGCGGCGCAUCGAUUAGCAGCAAAAUGGGUGCCGGCGGUAGGAUGACGGAGAAGGAGCGGGAGAAGCAGGAGCUGCUCAGCCGUGCCAGCGGCGGCGCGGCCGUGCAGCGCUCGCCGACGGACAAGCCGCCGUUCACGCUGGGGCAGAUCAAGAAGGCGAUCCCGCCUCACUGCUUCGAGCGCUCGGUGAUCAAGUCCUUCUCCUACGUGGUCCAAGACCUCGUUAUCGUGGCGGCGCUCCUGUACGUGGCGCUGGUGUGGAUCCCCACCCUGCCGAGCGCGCUGCAGCUGGGCGCCUGGCCGCUCUACUGGAUCGCGCAGGGCUGCGUGAUGACCGGCGUCUGGGUCAUCGCCCACGAGUGCGGCCACCACGCCUUCUCCGACUACUCGCUCCUCGACGACAUCGUUGGCCUGGUGCUGCACUCGUGGCUGCUCGUCCCCUACUUCUCCUGGAAGUACAGCCACCGCCGGCACCACUCCAACACGGGCUCCCUGGAGCGCGACGAGGUGUUCGUCCCCAAGCAGAAGGAGGCGCUGGCGUGGUACACGCCUUACAUCUACAACAACCCCAUCGGCCGCCUCGUCCACAUCGUCGUGCAGCUCACCCUCGGGUGGCCGCUGUACCUGGCGAUGAACGCCUCCGGCCGCCCGUACCCGCGCUUCGCCUGCCACUUCGACCCCUACGGCCCGAUCUACAACGACAGGGAGCGCGCCCAGAUAUUCGUCUCGGACGUCGGUAUGGUGGCCGUGUCGCUGGCCCUGCUCAAGCUCGCGUCGUCGUUCGGGUUCUGGUGGGUGGUGCGCGUCUACGGCGUGCCGCUGCUCAUCGUCAACGCGUGGCUGGUCCUCAUCACCUACCUGCAGCACACCCACCCGGCGCUGCCGCACUACGACUCCACGGAGUGGGACUGGCUGCGCGGGGCGCUGGCCACCAUGGACCGCGACUACGGCAUCCUCAACCGCGUGUUCCACAACAUCACGGACACGCACGUCGCGCACCACCUCUUCUCCACCAUGCCGCACUACCACGCCAUGGAGGCCACCAAGGCGAUCCGGCCCAUCCUCGGCGAGUACUACCAGUUUGAUCCCACCCCCGUGGCCAAGGCUACAUGGCGCGAGGCCAAGGAGUGCAUCUACGUCGAGCCUGCAGACCGCAAGGGCGUCUUCUGGUACAGCAACAAGUUCUAGCUUGCUACAAAAGAUCGAAUCCCGUCAUCGUCCGUGCCGCAGGAAUGUGAGGAAGAAUUCGCGAAGAGGAUCCUACCUACCGAGUAUCCAUCCAUCUACCUAUUAGUCUUUAGAUAGGAGAGAGCAUUUGGGCACAAGGAAGACUUUCACCAUGCCAAUGCUAGAGCUGCCACCAGGUCAGCAAGUAGUAAGCGUGUCCGUGGCUUUUGGUCAGUUCCGUCUUCUUCUUCUUCUUGUGUUCUCUGCCUUCAAUUCUAGUCGUCGGUUUAGUUUGGCCGGUGGUCGGUGUCCAUGUCCGUGUGGCCAUGGCAUGGCCGUCUUUGUGUGUGCGUCUUGUCAUUGCAUUGGCGUCAUCUCUCCGUCCUUGUCGUGCUGUUGUAGACCAUUUGGUGUUUAUGGCGGAAUAACUGAACAUCGAACGGCAACUUUUUUGAGUACU
This is a messenger RNA of Brachypodium distachyon (stiff brome), 3038 nucleotides long. Its product is annotated as fatty acid desaturase DES2. Gene Ontology annotation, molecular function: oxidoreductase activity, acting on paired donors, with oxidation of a pair of donors resulting in the reduction of molecular oxygen to two molecules of water. The transcript has 2 exons. Lineage: Eukaryota; Viridiplantae; Streptophyta; Magnoliopsida; Poales; Poaceae. Gene Ontology annotation, biological process: lipid metabolic process. The record is from RefSeq and is a predicted model, not a curated record. Bases 1436 to 2599 code for a protein of 387 amino acids.